Perkinsus marinus ATCC 50983 is the source of this 456-nucleotide messenger RNA. RefSeq names its product zinc finger protein HIT domain-containing protein, putative. The record is from RefSeq and is a predicted model, not a curated record. Bases 1 to 456 code for a protein of 151 amino acids. Gene Ontology annotation, molecular function: nucleosome binding. The transcript has 4 exons. Gene Ontology annotation, cellular component: Swr1 complex. Gene Ontology annotation, biological process: chromatin remodeling. Lineage: Eukaryota; Perkinsozoa; Perkinsida; Perkinsidae.
AUGUUCGUCGAGGUUGCUUGCUCUGCCGCCAGGCGGAGCGAGCGGGCGAGACGUAUAGGAGGAGCCAUGAAGCGGGUGGAUGAUGAAACGCGGCGUCAAGUUGCUGAGUCCCGGCUACUGGCACUGGAGCGUGACCAGGCCUCGGGGGCAGUGGACACGUACGACGCUGCUGACGACAUUGGAGACCCGAAACACUCCGUUAUUGGGACCAAACGUGAGCGGAGGACACUGGAGAUGAUUCUCAUCGAGGACCGAGCGGAGGCCGAAAAAAAUCCCAAUCCUGUGGACACAUUUGAAAACUGCGAGGUUGAGGAAUCUCGAUACCCUUCAGUGAAGAUCUGCAGCGUAUGCCUCUUUCUAGCCAAAUACCAGUGUGUUAGAUGUGGUACUUUGUAUUGCUCCAAACGUUGUCACGAUAUUCACCAAGAGACCCAAUGUAUCAAGUUUGCUGAGUGA